Acaulospora colombiana is the source of this 1321-nucleotide messenger RNA. Lineage: Eukaryota; Fungi; Glomeromycota; Glomeromycetes; Diversisporales; Acaulosporaceae. The record is from the annotation of a GenBank genome assembly.
AUGUCUAAAAAGGGAAGUUCCGGAGAAGGCACAAGUAAGUCGGGUGUUGGGUCAUAUCCAAAAAUAUCCAUACUAAUGUUACUAGGUCAACUAGAACCACCAAUAGAUCUAGUACUCUUACAUGAACAAUUCUGGGGAAAGCCUCUGGAUCCAUCACUCACCACCAUACCGACAAACGAAGCCAUGAUUACAGAAAGUGCUGAUCUCUGGGAAGAUAAUUUCGACGAUCAAACAAAGGACCAUAUCUUCACGGAACCUUUUCUUGUGGACAUGAAGCCACAAUUGUUCGUCCGUGCUGAAUAUGUUCGUCUAUUCGAUAAAGUGGAAGCUAUACAUCGGAACUAUCCUGGAAACAGUGUUGUCGUGACUGGACAGCCAGGAAUCGGUGAAAUUUUUCUUGCAUACUCUCGUUUAGGGCGUUCUGUUAACUCUUCACAAGGUAAAUCUUAUUGGGCCUAUUAUGCACUGCGCCGUUGUUUAGGCAGGCAGCAGCCGGUUGUCUGGUAUCAGCGCAGGGCCUUUUAUUUAUUCGGCGACGAUGGUGUCCAGAACAUUAAUCCUGGAAGGUAUCAACCUGUUAAAGAAUUCACAUGGUGCCUAGUGGAUUCGAUCUAUGCCAAAACCUUUCCGAUCUCAGAAUUUGGUCAUUCUGCUUGUCUCUUCCCUAUUUAUAUCGCCUCCCCCGACGAGAAACGAUGGAAACCGCUCCACCAGUCUCGAUACCCAUCUCGACUCGUCAUGAAUCCAUGGACCUGGGAAGAAAUAAAAAAAACUACGAUACAAGAGCGUUUCAACAACGCGGGCCCGAUUCCUCGUAUUUGCUUUAUGAAGGAUCCCGACCAAAUGGUUCAAUGGUACAAUGAACGCAAUAGCCGAAUCAAGAAUGUCGAUUCUCUGGAAUUACUCAAGAAGCUGACGGAGAACAGCCAAACUUUACCUAUAGGAGAACCUAUGACCCGUGUCGUCGCUCGUCGACUUCGUGCGAGACUUUGGGAAGCGAGACAGAAAGAAAUCACCGACUUGCUGGUACACUUCUCCCGGGUACCUGGCGGGAUGGCAGGUUUACUUUUCGAAGCACAUUUCCAACAGCCAACACUGCAGAAGGCUCUUGGAUCGGUCCUAAAUAUCCAGGGACCAUCUCUCUCUAUUUCUCCAACAGAGGUGAUUGAAUACGAGUCUUCUGGACCACUUGAGCAUAAGGAGCUAGUAUACUAUGUGCCACGGUUGGAAAAUCAGGUGGCAAUCGACUCAUUCGUUGUCCAUGACGGAAACCUUUACUGGUUCCAGUUUACAGUAGGCUCAAAGCAUGAUAUUAAUCACG